This is a messenger RNA of Humulus lupulus (European hop), 438 nucleotides long. RefSeq lists its product as uncharacterized. The record is from RefSeq and is a predicted model, not a curated record. Lineage: Eukaryota; Viridiplantae; Streptophyta; Magnoliopsida; Rosales; Cannabaceae. The transcript has 2 exons. The coding region runs from base 1 to 438 and encodes 145 amino acids.
AUGGUGAAUCCAGCUAAGACGGAUUGGAGUGUAAAAAUAAAUGAUGCUCUAUGGGCAUAUCGUACGGCAUACAAAGCACCACUUGAACUUGAGGAAAUUCGUAAUGAUGCUUAUGAGAGCUCUAAGAUUUACAAAGAAAAGACCAAAGCCUUUCAUGAUCAAAAUAGAAUUAUUCGAAAGACGUUUGAUGUGGGACAAAAAGUAUUAUUGUAUCAUUCUCAUCUUGAACUCUUUCCGGAUAAGUUAAAACCCCAAUGGGUUGGACCUUUCAUAGCGGUACACCAUUAUCCUCAUGAAGCGGUGGAAAUUACAAGUCCAUCAACGGGAAAAAUACUCAAGGUUAAUGGUCAGAGAUUGAAGCCUUAUUAUGAGUCUAUUGUAGAGGAACAAGCUACUGUGAUUCACCUCUUUGACCUAGAAUAUGUUGAUGAAGUAUGA